Molecule: messenger RNA, 2058 nt
Organism: Triticum turgidum subsp. durum (durum wheat)
Lineage: Eukaryota; Viridiplantae; Streptophyta; Magnoliopsida; Poales; Poaceae
Source: the annotation of a GenBank genome assembly
AUGUCAGACGUUUUAAGGUACCUCAUUGUGAUUGAUGAUGUAUGGACAAUAGCAGCGUGGGAUGCUAUCCGAUCCACGCUGCCAGACAACAACCUCGACAGCAGAAUCAUGGUGACCACUCGGAUAGAGGCCGUGGCCGUAGCAUGCAGUGAUGCUAGUGAAAUUUGUGGAGACAACAUCUAUCACAUCGAGCCCCUCAAUUCAGAAGACUCCAAGAAGUUGUUCCUCAGCAGAGCAUUUGGCUCCAAGGAUGCCAGUUGCCCCACAGAGCUGGAAGAUGAAAUGAACAAAAUUCUCAAGAAAUGUGGUGGGCUGCCAUUGGCCAUUGUCAGCAUCGGCAGCCUUUUGGCCAGCUAUAAAUCAGCGGAGCACAAGGAUAUGUGGGACAGAGUUUGCAAAUCAAUUAGUUAUCAUAUGGAUACCAAUCCCACCCUUGACGGGAUGAGGCAGAUACUCACACUCAGCUACGACCACCUGCCCUAUCACCUCAAGGGUUGCAUGAUGUAUCUUAGUAUUUUCCCGGAGGAUUUUCUCAUCAACAAGGAUCGGCUAGUAUACAGAUGGAUCGCCGAAGGAUUGGUUGAGGAGAAGCGGGGGAUGACCCUGUUGGAGGUUGCAGAAGCCUAUUAUGAAGAGCUGGUGAGCAGGGGCAUGAUUAAUCCCGCUGGCGAAAUAAUCAGCCAUGUCUAUGGAGCUGUGGAGACAUGCCGGGUGCAUGACUUGAUGCUGGAGGUCAUGGUGUCCAAAUCCUUGGAGGCCAACUUUGUCAGCCUGAUAGGUGGGCAGUAUGAUGGGAUGUCCUAUGACACAAUACGCCGCCUCUCCGUCCAUGCUGGUGGGCAGAGGCCCAAGGAAUCUCCAUCCAACAAGGACUCUCCAUCCAAGAAAACCAAGGAAUCUACAUCCAAGAAAAUGGUUAAGAAGAAUGACUUAAAAGACAUUAAUGUGCAGCAUGUCCGAUCACUGAGUAUGUUUCAGCUCGAAGGGAACAAGCUGCUUGAUCGUCUGGGUGAGUUCACUCUGCUGAGAGUACUAGACCUGGAAGACUGCAAGGGUGUAGAAAACAAGCAUAUGAGCCACAUCUGUCGGAUGUACCUUCUAAGGUAUUUGUCCCUGAGAGGUACAGAUAUCAGUGUGCUGCCUACAAAAGUCUGUGAUCUGGAGCAUUUGCAGACACUUGAUGUACGUGCCACCGGCCUUGCUAGACUUCCAGAAACCCUGAUAAAACUAGAGAAACUUGAGCGCUUGUUCUUCUCCCAGAAGGAUGUUUGGUCUACCAUGUGGAAGCCACCUCAGGGUCUUUGGAAAAUGAAGGCGCUGCGGGAGGUGGGCUGGGUGUUGCUAGAAGAUGAUGCUGUUGAGGUUGCCCAAGAGGUAGGUGAACUAGAAAAUUUGCAAAGGUUAAGUAUCUACGUCGAUUGUGAGCGGCCCAAUGGUCCCAAGGUUCUUGAAGAACUUGCCCUGUCCCUGAGCAAGACGCACUCUCUCCGGUCGCUCGACAUGGGCACCAUGAGUUAUGAGGCCAAUGCGUUGAACUUUCUCCUUGAGCUCCCCUCGCCGCCACGCCUCCUCCGAUUCCUCAGGAUCGCUGGUGGCAUUGACAAAUUGCCCAACUGGGUCGAAUCGCUCACAUAUCUUGUUGAGUUUCACAUGUCAUGGGCACACUUUAUCGAUGACCAACUGUUUGGGGUUCUGUGUAAGCUGCCCAACCUGAAGAGCAUCUGGAUGCAGCGGAACUGCUACACUGGCCGAGAGUUGGUUGCACGUGCUGCGCACAACUUUCCGGCGCUCAAGAAUCUCAGAGGGACCUGUGAUCAGGAAAUGCCCAGAGUCUACAAAUUCGAGGAAGGAUCCAUGACAAAGCUCGAGAAACUUUCACUGAAUUUCGACAACUGGAGUGAGAAGAGCAUUGUGGGCAUUGAGCACUUGACGAGCCUUAAAGAGGUGCAGCUCGCAGGUAAGAGAGGGAACCCUGCGCUGGACCAGACUCUGGAGCUGCUAAAGGCGGAGAGCGGGAGGCACCCCAAUCAUUUCACAGUUGGAGUGAAGUACGACUGA